This is a messenger RNA of Astrephomene gubernaculifera, 3004 nucleotides long. Lineage: Eukaryota; Viridiplantae; Chlorophyta; Chlorophyceae; Chlamydomonadales; Astrephomenaceae. The record is from the annotation of a GenBank genome assembly.
ACAAGACUGCAGUAUAUUGAAAAGUGCGUUACUUGCAACUUGAAAUUCUUCAGUCGCCAUGGUGGGGUCACGGUUUGGUGCUUAUUCGCGGAUGCCAAAGCGCAGAAUAGAUAGGCGUACUCCAAGUGGGGGCCAUGCGUCUAUGCCCUCAGCGCAAUGCUCAUCGACGCCUUGGACUGUCGCUCGACUGGAUGGUCCCCAGCAUCGCGACGCUAAUGCAGACAGCAAUCCCAGCAGCCGGAAGGAGUGUGUGUCUUCCAGCACAGAGCUUGGCGCAUCUCUGCUUCCGUGCUGCGCGAAGUAUGCAAAAUUGGGAUUCGCUGGGAAGCAGCCUUUGGAAACUGGAAAGCCCUCCAACCUUAUGCCCUUGCUUGGUAUGGGCCCUGGCCACAAGCUUCUGGCACGUCAGCUCAACCCGCGUCCGGCGAAGCGCCUGCGCGCUGACAUCCAACAUCGUCAACACAUGGCUGUUGCGGCGGGCGUUGCCGCUGCCACAAUCACCAGCAGCGCAAUUUCCUCUGCGGCCUCAACCACUGCCGCAUUCCUAGGCGCUCUGAUGUCUGGGUUAAUGCAUCCGUCCAUGUUCCUGCAGCUCAGCACAAGCGCCUUUGAUGCUUCGAGCGACUUCCUUCUUAACCGUUUCGAGAGCGCAGUGGUUAGUAACGUAACGGCGGCUGCUGUGGAUGUGACCAUCAGCCCGGCCGCUUGCGCCUGCCUGCGGCUGUCCCUGCGUAGCCGCGUACGGGUCGCCAUGGCUGGGAUGUCCAUCCUGUGCUUCCUGUGGGCGCUCGCCCACGCCCUGUCCCACUUGGGCUUCGACCACGACGCUACGAAGACGCUGCUGCACCUGGCGGGUAGCGGACCCGGGCUAAUGGAGAACUGCAGGGAGCUGCUUCAGGUUGGCUGCGCCCUGGGUGUGGGCGUAGCCAACUCAUCGAACAGCAAGAGCAAGAACUGAGGGGGGCUGUUGUGCUAUGGAGCGCGCAUUGCUGCUCUGUAUUGUAAAGUCUUUUGCAGUGGAGUAGCGGGCUCCUGAUACCAUGCCGACAUUGGCCUAGGAAAGCGUGGAAGGGGGAGACCAUGUAUGAUAGGUUGCGUUUACGGGUAUGUGUCAAACCUGGGGCCGCACGACAAUGUUGCUUGUUAAGAAAGAAGAAUGAGCGUGAAGAGAAAUGAACUCGUGCUUUUGACCUUCUUCAUUAGCAAAAUUGGGUGACAGUAGCGAGGAUGUGGGUGAAUAGGCGGUGUACAUAACGGGUACAUACAAUGACGCGUGAAAAGUGGAAGUCCGGGGGCCUGCUGCGAAGUGAUAAGAGAGCGGCUUGAAGAGAGAGAGAUAGACGUGAGGAGUAGAAAGGUGCGGGGGUUGCAUGCCAUCUGCCCGACCGAUGGGUCCAUCUGGUUAUGGACGGUGUGAAGGCGACUGUAGAGCAAGGGCCACUGGCGAGGGUUGGUGUGGUGCGCCAUUAGUGGUAGCUUUUUGUUGGUGUAUUAUCUGUUAAAGCAGUUGGCCCUGCGGAUAUGGGCUUUGUAGGUUGCAUCAUACUACAGUACUGUCUUGUUUGCUUAGACCUUCGCGCGUUGUUGUAGAUAGGUUAGCCGUUAUUCUUUUCCAAGCAUUUGAGGGAGAGAUUGUGUCGAGGGGUGUGGUUACUUUUGCUGGCGUUGAAGCAGCUAAGAAUCUUGGUUAGCCUCCAUGCGUUAGGCUGCAUGCCUGUCGUUGAAAGGGGAAAACCAGGCAGCCAGGUAGUUGAUGCAUGAAUUGUGACCAAAUGUUGAGAGAAGGUAUGGCUGGUAGGGAUGGUAUGUGUCUCUUAACCUUCUCACGCGUGAUUCUAACCCGUUGCGGACUUGCUGUAGGAUUCGUUGACCCCUGUUACCGCGUGUAGUUUUUGCAUCUUGUAGGUUUAGGUCUUUGGCAUGUUGCCUGUGCCUGGCCGUACUGUGCGUUCGGCCAUCGGUUGUUGCACUGUUAGAGAGCUAUCUCGAUGUAUGCUGUUUUAUCCGCCUUUGGUAUUGACUUGUAGGGGGUUGUAGCAUGUAAUUCGUGCAAAAGGGGGCUGUCUCGCAUCGGGGCUGUCCACCGACCCAUGGGUCGCGUGAGGUGCGUGGGAGUUUCGCGCGUGACAUUCUUUGAGGGUGAGGUAUCCGUGAGGACAGUGUGAGUGCAACAUUCACGAGGGGCCAUUGUGGUCUGUCCAGUGCACGUGAGAGAGUUGGAGAGAGGAGAGAGAGAGAACGGGGAGGGCGAAGAAUGCUUUGCCUUGCGAACAUUCUAUGCUGCGGUUGAUUGUCGGCCCAUGGUCUUGUACGUAUAAAUGGUGUGGGAGGUGCGCUUUGGUAUACCUCAGGUGCAGAGGGGGACGGCGGAACGCCUGGAGUCACACAAUGGCUGAGGCAAGCCAGUAGGGAGGGAGGGAAGUGCGCGGGUCGACAAGCAGGAAAGGCAUGGAGAGGAGUUGUAUGUCACGGUUUACCGCAGCACGUUGUCAGGUACACCGUUUUCAGAAGUCGUGUUGUAGGCUCUAGGGUUAGCUUUGUUGAACGUGGCGUGUGGGAGUUGCUAGUAUGGUAGCUUCUGCAUGGAUUGAAAUGAUGUGGGGCAGUCGGAAGCAACAUCUGGCUGGGCAACAUCUUUGUAGUUGCCGGCGGAAACUCCAAGUGCAGGUGGGGAACUUCGCUGUCGAUGGGGUUCUAUCUUGAGGCAGGGAGUGUCGUACCAUUUGAAGUGUGUAUGGGUAUUUGCCGUUUGGGGAGUCUCCGUACCGUGUAAAGUCAGGUGGACGUGUCUGAACACCUGUGUUGUGCAAAACAACUGUGCGGGCAUGCUGAAACUCAGGUGGAAGGGGCCUUGCGUCGUUCGCUCAAUCGCAUGGCCCUGUUGGCUGCAUGAGGAGACACAGUUGCGUUGCGUAGGUCAUGUCGUUAGCAAAGUUGUACGCGAAGUUGGUUAGGAGAAGGCCGCAAUCAACAACUUUCCAACCAAUGCUGUAAACGAGGAACG